This is a messenger RNA of Daphnia magna, 2448 nucleotides long. RefSeq names its product nucleoporin GLE1 (gene Gle1). Gene Ontology annotation, cellular component: nuclear pore; nuclear pore cytoplasmic filaments; cytoplasm. The record is from RefSeq and is a predicted model, not a curated record. Gene Ontology annotation, molecular function: phospholipid binding; translation initiation factor binding; inositol hexakisphosphate binding. Bases 72 to 2273 code for a protein of 733 amino acids. Gene Ontology annotation, biological process: poly(A)+ mRNA export from nucleus; regulation of translational termination; regulation of translational initiation. NCBI's taxonomy places the organism in Eukaryota, Metazoa, Arthropoda, Branchiopoda, Diplostraca, Daphniidae. The transcript is spliced from 4 exons.
AAACAUUUUUGUUUACCGUAGUCUGUAGUGAAAGUCGAUGUGUACUGGGUUAUCCGAUAGGAAGUUGUCAAAUGCGAGCAGGUUUACAAAUUAUUUUACAUUUUUUAAGGUCUAUCUUCGUUUGUGAAACUUGUUCAGAAAUGAGUGACAAUAAUGAGCACGAAAUGGUAGAAUCUCCUUUAAAGGAAACCAUGACUUUAUUAAGUAGAACGCCAAAGGGACAAAUAGUAUAUGACCGUGAUCCUUUGGAACCUAUCAAACAAUCAACGUCCAAUAGUAAAUCCGGUGUCCUUUUGUCAGAGAAUAUUUUUGGCCGAAACCCUGCUCAUUCACCAGAAAAGUCAAUUGAUAGUCAAUACUUUCAGCAUCAGUACUCUGUACAUCAUCCACAUCCUGGUUUGAAUAACAGACCUAACUUGUUAAUGGAUAUUCCAGUACAGCAUACUGAAAAAAGCAUCAAUCAGUUUAAAUGGCAACAAGAACUCUUAAUGAUGCGCAAUACUAAUCAGCUAGAUGAAACAACACCAGUCUAUAACUUGAGCAAUCAUGGGAUUAUGCAACUGUUUGAGCUAAGAGAGCAACAGCGUUUGUCAACAGCAACUAGCUUCAUGAAAAAAAUAGAGGAUUUCAAAGAAGUUUCUCGGAGAAGUGAUGAAGAGGAAUGUCUACGGAUGAAGCAAGAACUUGAAGAAAGACUAGUGCCAAAACGAGAGUCACAGGUAGAUGUUGAAAUGAUCAUCCAACGCCUUCAAGUUGAAGCAAGGAAACGAUUUCAACAAGAAGAAGAUCAAAUUGAUCAAAAACUAAAAGAAAUAACGUCGAUUCAAGAAAAAGAGUUGCAGGAAGAUAUGAAGAAGAAGACGUUAGAGUUGCACAUAGCGGAAGCAAAACGACGGAAAGGAAUAAGUUCUAGUAAAUUGGAAUCGCUACUGAAAUUUCUUGAUGAGUCCGUAACCUCAUGCCAGGAAAGGGAUUCUUUUCUUCAGACUGUUCAAAUGAAACUCGACCGCGUAACUGCUUUAAAAACUCAGUUUCAGGUUGUUGUGAACAAUGUAAACCAUGAAGAUCCCCUGAACAGCGCGAUACGCAGUGAAAAUAUCGUUAAACAGAUUGAAGAUCUUGUUGAAGUCAUCAGAGAUGAUAUUGCGAAAAAUAAUGCCAUCGUUGAAGAGAAAAAUGUUUUGUCUAAGCGUCAGCAGCCACAGUCCGCCUUACCUUCUUCAGCAGUAAUGCCAAUUACCUCUUCUGCGGUAAAGCAAGAACAUCGAAAUGAUCAACUAGGCUGUCUUGAGAAGAAGACCUGUGACUCGAACGGAGGAGAUGAGGACCUUGAUUUCGUUAGAAGGGAAGAUUUGGUAGUGUAUUCACAACUGCAAGCUGAACUUCGCCAGUAUGAAGCCAACACUGUGGCCUUUUCCGGUGAUUUGUCACUGAAGACAUUGAGAUUCGAAUUACAAAAAGCCGUUCUUCAUCCUGUCAACGAAAUAUCAGACCAGUCUGGACAGCACCUUCAGGAUAAGCUCGACAGACUCAGAAGCCUCUUGCAAGGUAACGCUGUGCAUGUUGGUUCAAGAAUGGUAAGGGCUACUGAGCAUCCUGGAGGAUUAGAAUAUUGUACUAACUUGCUGGCGAGAAGAUUGGUGGCUCAAGGAGAGGAUCAAGUGAAUGUUAAUCCAAAGGCAGCUUUUCCAAUUGCUGCCAUAAUUACCGAACUUUGGUUAGAAUUUCCUGUUUUUGGUCGCUUGGUACUUGCCCAUUUUUAUCGCCAAUGUCCGUACCUUGUCCCAUAUUAUUUACCCCAGCAAGAAGGUCAAAGCAAUGAAGACUACUAUAAGUCUUUAGGGUACAGGUACAGUAGUGGAAAAGUGGAGCAACAACCGACGUAUCUGAAAAGAAUGUCGGGGGUUGUACGUCUGUAUGCGGCCGUUUUAAUUAGUUUACCAAGACGCAAUCAACCUCAUCCUCAUGGGUUAGAACAUGCCUGGAGAUACCUAGCCGCUCUUCUCAAUUUAUCACCGCGCAACGAUAUUACUGCCGCUAUUUUGGUUGAAUUCUUAACUGUAGCCGGUUAUGCAAUGUCAAAAGAGUACGGUAAACAGUUCCAGAAAUUGCUUCAUCUGAUCUGCACCGAAUAUUUUACCAUGAUCCGAAACGUUACCCCCAAAGGUUCAGGAGGAGGUCCAGUUACUCGACUUGAAGAAUUUCUACAUGAAUCUAUCACAAAAGGAGGCAUUUCACCGCCCGCCGGACAACUUUCCCCCCGAUUUUGGUAGAAUAAAUUAACUUAUAUUCUGUAUGUAAAUUUUUUCUGAAUGCCAUAGUGUUUCUGUGUAAUUCCAUUGCUGUGCUGUUUACACAUAUCAAAAAGGAAAAAAAAAAACAGCUAUUCACGUGUUUUUGAGCUGCUACUCAACCACCUUAGUCUUUGUGUAUGAUGUUACUAUAAAC